CCUGGGCAAUAGAGCAAGACUCCAUCUCAAAAAAGAACUUCCUUGGUUCAUAUUGUUGGACAACUGAAUAUAUUUUUAGCUUGUGUCUGGUAACUGUUUCCCAGUGGGGUUUGUAGAUGUUGCUUUGCCUGCCUCUACCCAUGUAUAACCUCCAUCAAUAUGUUAUUUGAUUUGAUUGUAUAUUAUUAACUGGAACUUCCUGGAAUUAGACAAGCAGGGAUUCAAACUACAAUCAAAUAAUAGCAAUGCCUUCUUUGCUACCUUCCUUUCAAAUCUAAAGCAAGACAAAAAUUCAGCUACUGAGUAGUUGAAUACUGAAAAUCAGAGGUAUCUUCACAGAGCUAGUAAGCAUCAGACUUGGUUUGAAUCCAGGUACUCUGAUUCCAGAUCUCAGUGCUCUUAACCACUGUGCUAUAUGGCAUUAUGGAGCAUCUAGCACAACAUAGACAUUCAGUGAGUUGAUCAGAUAUCAUUUGGGAGUUGAGGUGUUCCUCAGGUUGGGCCCACCCAGCCUUUCCUUCUGAUCCUUGUUCUUCAGUAUUCUGCCACUCAAACCCAGUAAAAUCUUUCUUUCUCACACCAUGUCUCUUCCCACUCCAUCUCUUUUUCAAGGUAUGUGAACACUGAACAUCAAAAUUUCAAUGGUUUAUUAAGAGUUUAAAUUUCUUAGUAAUCUACUCCAUUUCUGUCUAAGUCAAAUCACAACAGACUAUCUCACAUCAGAUGUUCAUUUAUGAGGAAUUAACUUCCAGGUUGAGUCUAAGGAUCAGUUUGUAUUUGGCCUGUCUCUUCCAUAGGCUACUUUGUAAGCUAUAAAGAGUCCUAGACAAGAACGCAGAAACCCUGGGUCCUCGUCUUGCCUCUAUCCUGAUUCUUGUCUGGCUUACCUCAUGGAAUUCUUGUGAAUGAGAUAGAAGCCUUUUGUACACCCUUGGGUGCUAUACAAAGCUGUUGUUGUUGUUAUUGUUAUUAUUGGUCCACACUGUGAGAAGGGUGGUAUAUAACGAUGACUCUAAGACCCAUUGCAAGGUGGUUAGUCAUCAAAAAACAUCUCAUUUAUGUUCAGGCCAUUGUAGUUCCAAAGGUGGGCACAUUCUUUUAUAGACCUCACAAAGAUUUUAAAAUAAGAAUGUACAGUUUUACAAAGUCUCAUAGCACUGCUUAAUGCAAGCAGACAUUAUUCCAUUGUAUGCCCAGUGCCAUGCCAACAUUUGAACAUUUAUUCAGUCCUUACACAUGCAUACUUAAUCCUCCCGAUAACCCUGUGUGGUGAGUACUGUUGUUAUCCUCAUUUUAUAUAUGCGGAAACUGAGAGCUUAGGUGACUUAUCCAAGAUCACAGAGCUAGUAAGCAUCAGAGUUGGUUUGAAUCCAGGUACUCUGAUUCUAGAACUCAGUGCUCUUAACCACUGUGCUAUAUGGCCUUAUGGAGCAUCUAACAAAAUAGACAUCCAGUGAGGCGAUCAAAUGUCAUUCAGGAGUUGAGAUGCUCCUCAGGCUGGGCCUGCCUUUCCUUCUGAUCUUUGUUUUUCAGUAUUCUGCCGCUCAAACCCAGUAAAACCAUUCUUUCCCAUACCGUACCUCUUCUUGCUCCAUCUUUUUUUCAAGACUGAGCCCUUCUCUGCAAAGCCUUUCCUUGCCACUCAGGUUUUGCAUGAGCUUCUUCCUUUUCUAGAUACCUACAUUUUGUAUUUGGAAAUUAAUUACGGCCUCUAUUCAUGGUCAUCUUUUCAUAUGUUUAUGUCAUUGCCACAGGGCUUAGUUAUAAACGGCAUGGAAAAGUCCUUGCUGUUUGUUUCGAAUAGCUCUUAGUGCAAUGAUGUUCAUAGGAUGUGUUCAAUAAGUGCUUCUAGGUCUAUUGAUUAUGUGCAAUCCAUAUAGGAAAAGGAUGUUCAGCCAGAGCCUUAUUCUUGUAUGCUUUUUGGAAAUUCCAACACAGACUCAUGCUCUGAACACCCGUUCAUGGUUAGAAGCUGGUGGCUUUUCCCAGGAAACACAGUUUCUCCCUUUCUACAAACUUUUGACCAGAAAGAAAAAAAAUCACCCAGUGCACAAAAGCCAGAAAUGAUCUUGAAGGAUAAGCAGCCAGUUGCAUUCUCUCACCUUUUUUUUUUUUUUUUUUAACAAACAAUGAGAGGUUUUUUCCAAUGGUAGAAAUGACAUAAACUCAUUGUAAGGAACUUUGGAAUUUAUCAAAAAGUGUAAAGGCAGAAGAAUAAAAAUUGAGCAUAUUCCUAGAUGUCUAGUAAGUUUUCCUCAGAAUAAAUCUUUAGAAAUGACGUUGACAGGACGAAGAGGGUUCAAAUAUGAAGUCUUUGGUAACAUACUGCCAAAUGCCCUUCAGAAAGUUUGUACUAAUUUACCCAUUUGUACCAUCGAUAUGGAUGUGAGUCUAAUACUUUCAGUAUUAUAUAAUGUGUAAUAAAAAUUAUUUUCAGAUAACUUACAGGUUUAAUAGUCAAAGUAUACUACCCAACUGCUUAGACUUGAUGAGGAACUGAAUGGAAGUAAAAUGAUUUUAAAUAUCUGGUUUACUAAAACCAAUUAACAAUUUCAUUUUCCUUAAAAACAGAAUAAUUUCAAGUCUGAAGUUUUCAUUCAGGUUAAAAUCAGUCUACAUUCAAUGCUUAGAGGUUCAACAAAUUCUAAGACAGGUCAUCCGCUACAAAGAUAGGCUGGAGCAGCCACUUUCAAUUUUGCCUGAAUUUUAUCACUAACUGUGAUAAAAGGGCACUUAACCUCUUUUAGCUUCCCUUGCCUUGUCUUUGAAAAUGAGUGGGUUGAACUAAAUUAUAUCUACAACCAUUUCCAAUUCUGUGAUUCUAGAACCAUCAAUCUAAAUCUACAUGGAUACAACCAGAGCUAUAGGAAGACUGUUUAGUGGCUGGGAAAAUGAAAUGUGCACAGACAGGUAAAUUUAAGGCUAAGUAGAGUUAAGAUCCAAGUUUCAUAUUUUCUUUGGAAAAUUUUUGAUUUAUUUAGUGGUUGCUAUUUAUUAAGACCGUUGGCCAGUCAGCCAAGGCAGACAGAGACUGCAAGUUAGUUCCAGUUGCUGAAAAAGUUGCUUCCAGUAAGAGUUGGGGGUGAGGGAGAAGGCAAGGCUGGAAAUAGAAACGUAGGAGAAUUUGAGCAUAUCUCAGAGUACAGAGAGAUCACUCUCAGCUGGGAGAGAAGGAAAAUCUCUGUGAAAGAAGAAAUUUUUCAGAUGCACCUUGGCAGGCAGAAAUAGUAGAAGGAAGUUUCUGAUGAAGGUAAUCUUGUCAUUCCCAAAAUAUCAUGAUGACUAACCCCAUGAAAGUUUAAAAUGUAUGGAUAAAAGUUUCCAUGCCACUACAGGAUUAUUAUAAAAUUUAACUUAAAUCCCACUUCAACAAAUGUCAGUCAUUGAAGAUCUUUGUAUAACCAAUAUUGCAAAACCUUUGCUGAUGGAUUACUUAUUUGAAUCAAAAUUUAAUAUAGCAAAAUUUCAGUGAAGAAGAUGUGACGGGCUCAUAGGGUUUGUUGUCUAUCCUCUAAUAACUUUGUAGUCUCCUCACAUCCAGUCACAAACUUCCUUUGAGUUGGAAGCCAUAUGAAACUUUUUGUUCUCUGCAGCAGUCUAUAAGAAAAAAUUACUUAGUCCAUUUUUAAAUAUUUAUCCUUUCUAUAAUAAUAUUAUACACACAAAAUCUCAGCUUUGACCCUCGGAGGAGAGCCGAAGGUCCAAUGUUCUGAUGAUUUCAUAUGGACAUACACUGGCUGUUAUUUGAAGAAUAAAUAUUUAAAUCAUAGAAUGAGUAAGCAUUGGAAGAAUAAUGAUGGCGUUUUCUUUGUUGUUAAUCUAUUUGUGCCUGAAUUUGCUUUAAAUGCCCCUUUAAAUUUUUUUCUAAUAUAGUGGGACUAAGGAGAGUAGUCCUAACUAGUGGCAAUAUCGGAGGACAGGGGUGUGACCGUGGUAAUUUAGUGCAGGAGCACAGCAUCAGUACAGUCUGCGGCUAUUUUCUAGUGGGUUUUAAUCUCUGCUGUUGCUGCCUAUCACAAGAUAACUGGAGCCCAGGUUUUUCAGAUGGUAUUAUAUGCUGAUGCUGUGUUACCAACCUCUGUAAUUUCUGAGUUUCUCAUUAUCAAAGAUGGGAGCCUCAUCUCUGCUUAACACAGCAGUGCCUGGAGAGGUAAUAAUGAUCAUGAUUUUUACCAUCCCUGGGGUUUAGAAUGUCUCCUCUGUUAUGAGGCUUGCCCAGUGGCGAGAGGUAGCCUCAGAACUCCCUACCCCUGGAGCACUUAGUUGGCAGCAUUUGGAAGUGUGUGCUUGUAUCUCCGCAAGCUGGGAGACUGGGAUGGAGAGCCAAAAAGGGAGGGAGGAGGUGAAAUGCCUAGGGAGUUGAAGGGAAAGAAGUGAAAUGAGGUAAAGGAAUCUUGAGUUGUCAGGAAAUACAGAAGCAAAACCAGGUAGAAAAGAAAAACAAAAACAUGGGACAAAAAGGAAAAGAUGAGAGGAGGUGGAUGGAGGUGAGGAUGGCAUGCCUUGAGAUAGCUGUUUGGAGCCUGGCCCUUAUUUUCCUCAGUCCUGUAAAUAAAACUGAAUUUUGUCUUCCUGUGGCAUUGAUCUUCACCCUGGGCAGGUAUGACUUUCCCCUGGUAAAUGUUGAACAAUUUAGGGCAGGCCCCCUGCCAAAGCUAGUGUGUGUUGUCCAGUGCCUUAUAUGGUAGUUUAUCAAUAGGUGGUUGUAAUUUUAAAAUAAUCUAAUCUCCUGUCUCCAAAGAAGCUGCCAUGAAGUCACUGAUGUGUGGUCGGUGGGACAUUUAAAGAUGAAGAAUACAGUUAUCCUGAAAAUGGGAGGGGAGGAGUGAAAUGAACCAGGGACCGCAUCAGCACCAGAACUGAAGGAGUGGAAAAUAAUUAGAAGGGAAAUAAGACACAGAGAAACCAGGAUGGGCAAAGAGAAAUGUGUGAUUGGGGAAAAACAAGAUCCUUACCUCAUCCUUUUCGUUUCUUCCUACUCACAGAAUGUUAAAUGCACUCCCAAAUGAAAAUAGUGUGGAUGUGUGAGUGGCUGUCACUCAGACAGAGGAGGGAAAAAACCCAACUUAUUUCAUCUUCAUCAUCUUAUUUUGUCAGACCAAGUAGAAUCCUCCUCAAACUAACCAGAGUAACUUUGGUUAAAAUAUGGGUGUGUGGCCAAAAGCUUUGGAUAGAUUUAUUUUGUAUGAAUUUUAAAAAACAAAAUAAGUUAGCAUCUUUGCUUAUGGUAGUUUUGAAAGAAAAAUAUACAUAUUUCCUAAGCUGAUAUUAAAAGUGGCAUUUAUGUAAUAAUUAUGGGUGACUUGUUUCAGUCUUUUUAGAAGACACAUAAAAUUGAAAUGAUAGAUGUAAUAUUUAUAAAUAGUAUUAUGCUUACUAAUAUAGUAAUAAGCCCUCUUUUUCUGUAGUUUAUCCCUAAUGAAAUAUUUUCUCAAAAUUUUCCCUAUUUUAAAAAAUUUAUUUUUGUGCUAAAAUACAAGGUGAAAAUUAGUUGGUAAUUAAUCCAGCAAUAACAGUUAACAGUCUCAAAUUCAGUUACCACACAAAUAAGAAAGGAAUACAAAAAGAAGGAGAGGAUGUACUUAAAUCCAAAUGUGAGCAUGGAUAUCACCCAGAAAGAGAGAGAAUUCAGCAUUUCUCUUAGUUUGUAGUCUUUGAGGCAAAACUGGUAAGUGGGAAAACAGUUGUUCUAAUCGCAGUGGCAGUGUUCAAGGGAGGAACCAUUGCUGGAAGUGACCAAGUAUACUAUUUUCAGGUGGGAAACUCACCAAUAGGGAUCAUUUCCCUUUUCUCUAGUUGAAUUGGUGUUGCUGCUACCCUGUGCUGAGCAAGGUUUGGUUUUACUGAUUGACUGAGAAGAUGGUACCUGUCCCCCUGGGCUGAGAGCAGGUGUACCUGGGCAGUCUCUGACCAUUUAGCUGGAUCCUGUGGUUUUGCAGCAUUUCUCACCUUGCAAAAUUGGGGCAGGUGCUUUACUCAAGGUCAGCGGUUUCACCUCGAAGACUGGACAUCAUUGUAAAAACCAGAUGCAGUCUAAAAGUGACAAUGACAACUGUGCAAAAAUAGAAGGAAAAAAAGGAGAAAGCUGAAAGUAAAUGAAGUCUGUCUAUAGGACUCUCACAGGAGAGCAUGAAUCAUCAAAGAGGUUCCAGAGUUACAACCAAGAAGUAUUUAUGGCGAUCAGUGGUGCAAAGGGUAAUAAUACAAACAUAAUAAAGAAGAGAAAGGAAGGCAUACUAGAGAUAAAGGAGGCCUAGCAUUAAAUGAAUAGGGAGAUAAGCUUAAUGAUUAUGCUCAAAUGACUGAGCUAUUGAUGGCAAAAUGGCUGAGCUUUGGAACUGCUUUUUAAAACUGGCCUUUAAGAAGAUAAAUAAGGAUAAUUAAACAGUAAUGAAGACCCGUUUCAUUAAAAAAAGAAGAAAACAAAUAAAUAGGCAAGAUCUUAGAUGAUGUGUUAGCCAGUGUUAAAUGAAGGAAGUAAUAAUGAAUUCCUCAAAAUAUGGUAGCUCUCCUUUGGAAUCUUGAAGAAUAAUGAGAAAGAGAGAGAGAGAAGGAGAGAGAUGGGGAGGAAAGAGAGAGAGAAACAGACAGACAGACACUGGAGUAAAGACUGCAUAUCCAGUUCUCACUUGUUCAGAGUAUCAUUGGCAGAGAUAUCUCAGAUUCAUUCUCUUGUCUUAUUUUAGCCACUUUUUUUCGGAAUCCUCACCCCAGGAACCUCUUUAUCAGAACUACCAGUUAGAAGCCACACAUGCUUUCUCUCUUCUUCCUGCUUCAUCUAUGCUCCAGUGUUGCUAAUGUAUAGUAAAAAUAAAAUGAAAAAUAGUUUAGGAGAGACAUUGUCCUGUACACUUCACAGAACAAGAGCCCCUGAAUAAUUAAUUUCUAAAUAGAAUUAGUGUUAAGCCUAUUCCAAACAUAAUACUUGCCCAUAAUAAGUAUUCCAUAAACAUUUGUUGGAUAAAUAAGUGAAUUAGGAAAACUACAUUGCUAACAAAUACUAGAACAUUUGAGAGGGUAAAUAUAUGAACAUCUAUGAGAUAUUAGAGCCAAGAGCUACAAACAGCAUAAAUCUAUAAAGCUUUUUCAUGUUAGACCAACUUAAUCGAUUUUUUGUUUUGAAAAUUGGAAAACAGUAGACAAAAAGAAUACACUAGAUACAUUAUUAUAUCUAAAUACAUCCAGACGUUAAUGGAAGAAUUGAUAGCAGAUCUCAUGAAAUCUAGUUCAGAAAAUGAAUUCAAAUUGACUUGAAUGUGUCAAAUUGAUUGAAAACUGCCUGAAGGACUGAGAGUGUAAUGAUAAAUGGCAAUGUAUUGAAUCUGGACGAGUGUUCAGCAUGGUCUUAUUUAACAUCUUCAUUAAUUAUCUGGGAAAGGAUAUAAACAACACAUUCAUUAAAUUUGUAGACGCAAACGAGAGAGGUGUUUUUAAGCACUGGAUAAGGCAGAGGGCAAUAUGAAGGGAACUAACCUGCUCAAGAACAGAAUGAUGUUAAUAAUUUGAUGAAAAUCCACUAGUGGCCUGGCAGUGUUCUGUGCAGAGCACGAUCCCAGGCACCAUAGGCGAUUAAAAGAUGAGUUAAAGCAUCUCAGCAGACAGAGUGCAAACAACUAAAGUGUACCACGGGGGAAGGUGAAGGAAGUGCUGCAUUAGAGGUGCAAGCAAACUGCAAUGGAAGUAAAGAAGUGAUGAAAUUCUAAAGAAAAGAGUCAGGACUGCAAAUUCACAUUGUCACACCAUGAGAAAAACAACUGGAGCAAGAACCAUCCCAGAGAAGUAACUAGGGUUAGAUAAAGGAUAAUGCCAUGGGCUACCAAGAAGCAACAAGACGGGGAUAUUUUUCUUCAAGCACGCCAUGUGAGUCACAGAUAAUGGAGUCGGGACAUUGGGCUCAGCCAGUGCAAACUCACUGCUCAACAGAACCUGUCUUUUUUUUUUUUUUUUUCCUUUUUCUACUAUUUUUCUUUCUUGUGUUAAGGUAAACUACUAGGUACUGUUUUUAAUUUAGUUUUUAAUUAUGAUCUAAGGAUCAGUACUAUGGAAACACACAUAAUUAUAUAAGAAAGUAUUGCACAUAUAAAGCAUUAUUUAUUUUAUAAUAUUAAACAAAUGGCAACGAUCUAAUGUUCAAUAGUAGGGGAAAAUUUACAAAACUUUACUGUCUGUACUUGACAGGAUAUUCUCCAGCUACUAAUGGGUGUUUAUGCGGAAUUAGAACAGGAAAAAAUGCCCAUAUUUUAAUGUUAGAUGAGAAAACUGGGAUGCAAAAUUUACCAUAGAGUGUGAUCAAAAGCAAAAAGCUAGUGCAUUUUUAGCAAGAAAAUAUAUCAGUGGCUGUCUUUGUGUAGGGGGAAAGAGGAGGCUAGAAAAUAAUAUUUGUUGAGUCCAACUAACUAAUUUGUUCAAUGUUUCUUUCUGUCGUAAAGGUUUUUAUUUGCAUUUUAAUAUAUGUUUUGACCAGAUGUGGUGGCUCAGGCCUGUAAUCCCAGCACUUUGGGAGGUUGAUGCAGGUGGAGUACUUGAGGUCAGGAGUUUGAGACCAGCCUGGCCAACAUGGUGAAACCUCGUCUGUACUAAAAUACAAAAAUUAGCCAGGUGUAGUGGCACAUGCCUGUAAUCCCAGCUACUUGGGAGGCUGAGGCAUGAGAAUCGCUUGAAUCUGGGAGGCGGGGGUUGCAGUGAGCCAAGAUUACACCACUGCACUCCAGCCUGGGCCACAGAGUGAGACUCCGUUCUCAAAAAAAAAUAAGUAAAUAAAAUAAAAAUUAAAAAAUGUAUAUAUGUGUAUACACACACACACACACACACACACAUAUAUGUUUUGAUGAGCCUCUAAUAAAGGCACUUAAGGAAAGUUUAAUGAUUUAGUUAUGUGGUUAUUUUCUUGGAAAAAAAAUCAAGGUUCCUAAUCAUUGAGGGAUAUUAGUUGUCUUGAAGAUCGAUGUAUGUUAAGCACACCUGGAAUAACAAACAAAUUUGGCUGUUAGGUAUAACCCAAUGAGUGAAAGACAAGGAUGUGCAUUAUGACAUUAUAGCCGCAGUGAUCAGGGAGGAGCUGCCCACGCACACAAACUCACACGUUCCUGCACACAGGCAUACCUCAGUAAAGAAACCACGUACCCCUAAGGACUGAGAGCCAAUCCGUGGGAGAGGUUUUUAAACGCCAAAACACAUUAAGGUGGGCAGAGAUCUGAGAUUCAUUUUAUUUAGUAUUUUUCAAUCGGGUUGAGAGCAUUGGGUAGAAGGACACUUCUAGAUGAAGUUGAAAUCAGCAACAGUAUAUCUAGAGCUAACAACUCAGUUUCCACAUCUUGAAAAUUGGAUAAUAAUAGUAUCUAUCUUAUAAGGUUGUUAAGAUUAAUACACACAUAUACAUUACUUAGAAUAAUGUUUGUCACAUACUAGGCAUGUAGAUGAGUGUUAGCUAUUGCUGUUAUAUCAUUAAUAUGCUCUUGCUAUAAAAACAAGAAAGUAAAAAGUCAGAGUCAGUUUCAACUUGUAGAGAGGAUGUUCUUGCUAUAAAAACAAGAAAGUAAAAAAUCAGUUUCAAUUUGUAGAGAGGUAGUACUUUCCACACUGUUUUAAAGGAGAGUAAUAUGUAAAUAAAAGUAAAAGGUGAAUAAUUUUGUGAAACUGUGUGAAAGUAAUAUAUUUUCAAUAUUAGGGACAAUCCUUUGGCUUAUGAUAAUUUUUCCAAAAGAAAAAGUUAAAAUGUCAGAAUUAACAGCAUUUCAAGUGAAAACAUCUUAGAAUGUGGCCUAAGAAUGUAGACCUAAAGAAUCAGUUGUAAGAAUUUGCUUCUGUUUUGGGUGAAUUAUGUUUAUUGAACUUGCAUAUUUAAAUGAAAAAGCACAAGAAACUUUUUUAAAAGCCAUGUCUGAAUGCCAGCAAAUAUUUGAAAGAACAAAUAUAAGCUUGUUUUAACAAUUCUCUGCAAAUUCCCUCCCUCCACGUAUCCCCCUGACAAAUAGCCUUUGCAAUGUGAGUACUUAGCUUGGGCAUAAAGGACUGAAUGUGAAGAUGUGUAAAAGAUCCAUUGUCUAGGCUGCUCCUGGGUGAUGGAAGUCGCUUCUGAGGUGGGCUUAGCAGGAGGGCACAUGCUCACUCGCCAAGAGUGCAUCCACAGACCUCAGCUUCCAUGCGCAUUGAUGAUGGCCAUGGAAGCACAUGGUUUGAAAAUACCCUUAGAGCUGCGUGGCUGGACAGAACAUCUAGCUAUUAUGUGGUCCAUCUGUCAGGAAAUUGAAGUCCAGGGAAGCUAGGCAACUUCUCUAAAUCACACAGGAAAAUAAGAUAGGAACUUGAUUUGCUCUCUUCCUGGUCCAGAGUUCUCAGUAUCAUUCUGCACAAAGAUGUGAAUAGGGGUUAAGUAAAAAGGAUUAUAUGGUCAAAAGGCUUGGGAAAACCUGGGUUCCAUAUGUUAUACAGGUGUCUUUCCUGCAAGAUGUCUCAGAGCCUUCAAUAUCUUAAAAGGGGGAUUAUUAUACAGCAUUUCUCAGAUUUAUUUGAGCAUGGAACCCCUUUCUUCACUGAAUAUGCUUUGGGUAAAAGCUACUCUGUGCUAUCCCUUACUUGAAUAGAGUACACAACAUGAGAACUGAGAGGGAAAGUCACAGCAUAAGCUCAUAAUAUUUAUAAUAGCCAUCUUGACCUGUAUUUGAACUAGGGUUAUACAGUCUUCUAUUGAGUUAGUAGUGACAGAUGAAGACAAGGAAGUAAAGGUAAAAAUUGAUUAAACUGCGUAUUUAGCAGACAGAGGGAAAAAGAGAUGGGCAUAUUUUGUCUAUUCUCAAUUCCUUGAAUCUUAUAAAGAAGAGAUGAAUUUUUCUUCUGACUCUGCCUCCUGUCCCAUUGCUUCUUGUCUGGCCUACACACAUUUUGCUAUUUCUAGAACCAAGUUAAUCCAUUGUUCUUUGCUGGGCAUCUUAUUGAUCUUCCAUGUUAUUAAUAUUCACUUUUGGCUGCCAGAUUAGCUCUAAUGAACCAUUCACGUUUAUUUUUAGCACACUUAGAAAGUUGGGACGUAUUAUCCAGAUUGCAUUCUACUGUGCAGGAAUUGUAUCUACAAAGAAUGAGAAGUCUUGACUUUCCUCCUUUUCCCGAUUUCCCUUACUUUAACUUUACCCCAAACAGAAAUAAAGGAAGUCUUCAAUUUAUGAACAGCCUGUUCCAAUAAUUUUUUGGGGGGAACUCGGAAUUUAUGUUCCCAUAAAAACAGUGUUCCUAGGCUAACCCACUAAAAAAACAUUUUACCCAUAGUGAUUUUAAAAGUAUGCAUUUACAUGUUAUUUACAAUAAAAGGGAAGCAAUUUGGUUUCAAACAUCAUAGAAUGUAUUUACCCCUAUUUGAAACAGGUCCUCCCCUCUCGUGCUCAGACUCAUUUGCUGGAAUUUGAAACUUCCCUUGGGUCCCUCCAGGGCUGUGGCACAGUCUAGAGUCGGGCUGGACCAAGAACUCUGGAGCCAGACUGUUGAGGUUAGCACUCCGUCUCUGCUACUUCUGUGCUCCUGGUAGGCUAUGUUACCUUUUGGUGUCCCAGUUCCCACAUCUCUAAAAUGGGGAUAAUAAUGAUAUCCAUCUCAUAAGGCACCUGACACAUAGAAAAGUGCUAACAGGUAUUUGCUCUCAUUAUGAUGACAGUGAUGAUGGAGUGGGGGUGGACCUGAUGGGGCAGUGGGGAUUCAGGACAGGACUCAAGCCAAACAAAACUGGAGGAAGGAUUGGGAUCGGUGGCACCAGGAAGUGGGGGAAGAAGGGAGGUUGGUGAGUAGAUUCAGGAACGUUAAACUGGAUAAAGAGAAAGAAGAAAGAAAUGAGAUUCCCAGUGCAGUUAUGACCUGAGUAGGAUUGGAGAAAAAGGAAUCAGAGAGGGAAGAGAAAUUCUUGGGUCAUUGUUUUAAAAAUGAGAAAAAAAAAUGAGCUACAAGAGACUGUGAAAAGGAAGUUGGAAGGAGCUCGAUCACCACUUAAUGGAGACCAGCAGAAUGGUGCUUGUGAUGGGAAUUUUUCUCCGACUAGCAAACGAAUUCGAAAGGACAUUUCUGCGGGGAUGGAAGCCAUCAACAAUUUGCCCAAUAACGUGCCACUGCCUUCAGCUUCUCCUCUUCACCAACUUGACCUGAAGCCUUCUUUGCCCUUGCAGAACAGUGGAACUCACACUCCUGGGCUUCUAGAAGAUCUAAGUAAGAAUGGUAGGCUCCCUGAGAUUAAACUUCCUGUCAACGGUUGCAGUGACCUGGAGGAUAGCUUCACCAUCUUGCAGAGCAAAGACCUCAAACAAGAACCUCUCGAUGACCCUACUUGCAUAGACACAUCAGAAACAUCUCUUUCAAAUCAGAACAAGCUGUUCUCAGACAUUAACCUGAAUGAUCAGGAGUGGCAAGAAUUAAUAGAUGAAUUGGCCAACACGGUUCCUGAGGAUGACAUACAGGACCUGUUCAACGAAGACUUUGAAGAGAAGAAGGAGCCAGAAUUCUCGCAGCCGGCAACCGAGACCCCUCUCUCCCAGGAGAGUGCGAGCGUGAAGAGCGACCCCUCUCACUCUCCCUUCACACAUGUCUCCAUGGGAUCUCCCCAGGCGAGGCCUUCUUCUUCUGGUCCUCCCUUUUCUACUGUCUGCACGGCCACUAGUUUACCUUCUGUUGCCAGCACUCCCGCAGCUCCAAACCCUGCAAGCUCACCAGCAAACUGUGCUGUUCAGUCCCCUCAGACUCCAAACCAAGCUCACACUCCAGGCCAAGCUCCACCUCGGCCUGGAAAUGGUUAUCUCCUGAAUCCAGCAGCGGUGACAGUGGCCGGUUCAGCGUCAGGGCCUGUGGCUGUGCCCAGCUCUGACAUGUCUCCAGCAGAACAGCUCAAACAGAUGGCUGCACAGCAGCAACAAAGGGCCAAACUCAUGCAGCAGAAGCAGCAACAGCAGCAACAGCAGCAGCAGCAGCAGCAACAGCAGCAGCAGCAGCAGCAGCAACACUCAAAUCAGACUUCAAAUUGGUCUCCCUUAGGACCUCCCUCUAGUCCAUAUGGAGCAGCUUUUACUGCAGAAAAACCAAAUAGCCCAAUGAUGUACCCCCAAGCCUUUAACAACCAAAACCCUGUAGUGCCUCCAAUGGCAAACAACCUGCAGAAGACAACAAUGAAUAACUACCUCCCUCAGAAUCACAUGAAUAUGAUCAGUCAGCAGCCAAAUAACUUGGGUACAAACUCCUUAAACAAACAGCACAAUAUUCUUACUUAUGGCAACACUAAACCCCUGACCCACUUCAAUGCAGACCUGAGUCAGAGGAUGACACCACCAAUGGCCAACCCCAACAAAAACCCCUUGAUGCCGUACAUCCAACAGCAGCAACAGCAGCAGCAACAGCAACAGCAGCAGCAGCAGCAGCAGCAGCAGCAGCCACCACCUCCACAGCUCCAGGCCCCUAGGGCACACCUGAGCGAAGACCAGAAACGCAUGCUUCUCAUGAAGCAGAAAGGAGUGAUGAAUCAGCCCAUGGCUUACGCUGCACUUCCAUCCCACGGUCAGGAGCAGCAUCCAGUUGGACUUCCCCGAACCACAGGCCCCAUGCAGUCCUCCGUGCCCCCAGGCUCAGGUGGCAUGGUCUCAGGAGCCAGUCCCGCAGGCCCCGGCUUCCUGGGCAGCCAGCCCCAAGCAGCCAUCAUGAAGCAGAUGCUCAUUGAUCAGCGGGCCCAGUUGAUGGAGCAGCAGAAGCAACAGUUCCUGAGGGAGCAAAGGCAGCAGCAGCAGCAGCAGCAGCAGCAGAUUUUGGCGGAACAGCAGUUGCAGCAAUCACAUCUACCCCGGCAGCACCUCCAGCCACAGCGGAGUCCAUACCCAGUGCAGCAGGUCAAUCAGUUUCAAGGUUCUCCCCAGGAUAUAGCAGCCGUAAGAAGCCAAGCAGCCCUCCAGAGCAUGCGAACGUCACGGCUGAUGGCACAGAAUGCAGGCAUCAUGGGAAUAGGACCCUCCCAGAACCCUGGGACGAUGGCCACCGCAGCUGCGCAGUCGGAGAUGGGACUGGCCCCUUAUAGCACCACACCUACCAGCCAACCAGGAAUGUACAAUAUGAGCACAGGCAUGACCCAAAUGUUGCAGCAUCCAAACCAAAGUGGCAUGAGCAUCACACAUAACCAAGCCCAGGGACCGAGGCAACCUGCCUCUGGGCAGGGGGUUGGAAUGGUGAGUGGCUUUGGUCAGAGCAUGCUGGUGAACUCAGCCAUUACCCAGCAACAUCCACAGAUGAAAGGGCCAGUAGGCCAGGCCUUGCCUAGGCCCCAAGCCCCUCCAAGGCUGCAGAGCCUUAUGGGAACAGUCCAGCAAGGAGCACAAAGCUGGCAACAGAGGAGCUUGCAGGGCAUGCCUGGGAGGACUAGUGGAGAAUUGGGACCAUUCAACAAUGGCGCCAGCUACCCUCUUCAAGCUGGGCAGCCGAGACUGACCAAGCAGCACUUCCCACAGGGACUGAGCCAGUCAGUCGUGGAUGCUAACACGGGCACAGUGAGGACCCUCAACCCAGCUGCCAUGGGUCGGCAGAUGAUGCCAUCGCUCCCGGGGCAGCAAGGCACCAGCCAGGCGAGGCCAAUGGUCAUGUCUGGCCUGAGCCAGGGAGUCCCGGGCAUGCCAGCGUUCAGCCAGCCCCCAGCACAGCAGCAGAUACCCAGUGGCAGCUUUGCUCCAAGCAGCCAGAGCCAAGCCUAUGAGCGGAAUGCCCCUCAGGACGUGUCAUACAAUUACAGUGGCGACGGAACUGGGGCUUCCUUCCCUGUGGACGGUGCAGACCUUGUGGACUCCAUCAUCAAAGGCGGGCCAGGGGACGAGUGGAUGCAGGAGCUUGAUGAAUUGUUUGGUAACCCCUAAUCAAGAGAGGCCCCAAGAUCCACAAUUUGAGUGGUUAAAGCUUAAAAAGUGAAGAAGAAACAGGAUGUUGACCCAUCCUUGUUUUUUGUUUUUUUGACCCACGUAAACUGAGCAAAACUGCAGCUGGCUGACAGUGGAAGAUCCAGGUGCCAAUCCACAGCCCCGCCAGGCCUCAUUUCACCUGAUUUUCACACAGCAAUCGAGAUGAGACGCCAUGCAGAUCCCUGCUGCAAGAGAUGGAGACACCCGGAGGAACAUGUGGGAAGAUGAAGCCGGCCAGAGCCCCUCUGCCCAGCGCGCCCUGUGAUCGCCUGGCCCAGCAGGAGCUGCUUCAGCCGAGAGGGACUAUUACCCAAGAGAGGUAUCCUCAGCCCCUCCUGCCCCAGGUCGGGAGACAGCAGCUUUGGAGAUACAAAAGAGACAGAGCCUCAGCCAGGGAGAGUCCCCCAGAAGAGGCUGGGUGGUUGCACAGGCCAGGUGCACAGGUUGGAAAUGCACUGAACUCUGGGUGCCGAGAGAUGUAAGGCUUCGAGACAUGCUACUGAAUUUGGAGGGCAGGCACGAAGAACAGUGAGAUUGUCACAAGGAGAUAACAACAGAUCCUACAGGACUAUCUGUCGCCUGCCCCAUGAUGACCCUCAGGAAUUGCAGAGGCUCUGCUGUCACAAGGAGAGCAGGCUGAGUUUGGAGCAGGGUCCAUCCGGCAGUCCUGGGACGGCUUCCCUCUGCUGGUGCCCCUGGUGGCAGUCCCUCCAGGUGGGGCUGGAGCCUGAUGGCGCCCGAUACAGAACCCAUACAUCCAGGUGGGUCACAUCUACUUCUGGCGGCCGCAGGGCAGAGAAACCCCUACUGGACCCUGUGUGUCUGCCAGCCUGGAGCCUUUGUCUCCAGCCCUGCCUUUAUUCCUCCUUGCCUCCACACCAGCCUCCCCUUGCUUCUCCUUACAGACUAUCCAAGAAGUGAAGCUUAUGUCUUUAGGGAGCCUUGGGCAGAGUCCACAUAAAUGCAGGAAGAACUUAAACAAUGCCUGAAAUGCAAAGGCGACACUGGAGUCUUCUUUCUCUAACGUGUGUAGAGUUGAAUGAAUUAUCUGCCUGGAACCGAGAGGGCUGCUCUGAUGUUUGGGAGUCGUGUUUUUGUGAGCCACAUCUGAUAUUUCUGAUAUCCCCAGGGAGGAGUGGCCUGGAGGUCACUGGUUCAGGCUCCCUUUGGGCGAAAUCCUGGGAGUGAUGCUCUAAAAUCCACCUUUCCCAUUAUCCCUACUCAUCAGAAAGACAAAUAUAAAAUCCCAGAGAGGUGGAGGAGCUAAAAAAGCAAUUGCUCCACCUUACAAAUUUGGAUAGAAAGGAGAUGUAGUUUAUUUCAUAUGGGCAAAGUAGUCCUCUUCCAAAGUCCUGUACAGUUGUUCUCUUUGUCAUUGAUGCACAUCAGCCCUAAGCGAAAUCUGUCAGAAGGAAUCAACAAGGCGCCUAGCCUCCCCUCCCAAUCCCCCUUUUGGAGGCCUUGUGGCUUCAGUGUCAUCCUAAGUGAGAGUGGCGUGUGCUUUUUUCCUGUCCCCUCCUCCCUCCAUGUCCUAGAUGCUGGCUGCCUUCUGUGCACUCCCAGGCAGCUCACUACGGAAGAGUUGGAGCCUGUGGGGUUGAACUGGCCACACUCAGCCCUGAGAAGGCGAGUUGCCAUGGAAAGCUGGGGGCAGAAGGGUUUGGAGAGGAGGCAGCGGGCAAACAUUGCCUUUGACUUGCUCUCCGUGUACCCCGGGUUGUAGAUCUGCUCAGGAAGGGGCAGGAUGUAAGGCCAGAGGUGCCUGGUGAAUGAGAAGCCCAGGCAGGGGCUGGGCGCCCUCUCCGAAGACGUGGCAGCAGGGUGACCCUGAACUCCCCAAAUGAGGAGUGAUGCCACUGGGGAAACUGAGUGGAUCAAAGAGAUGAAACCAAAAAAAAGCAAACAAAUGAGAAGACACAGAAAACAUAAUUACCUUUUUCCUGAAAGGUACAGGAAAUAAAUAUAUAAGCAAUGAUGAGAAACUGGAGGUGGCUAAUGGAAGUGGGACAGGGGUGGGGGCUCCAUUAUCUUUUAAAAGCUUCCUCCAAAUGCUCAGUACUGGGACCAACUAAUAGAGAGGUAGAUUUUAAUACGGUGGUUUUGUUUUGGUUUUGUUUUUACUACGGUGCUGAUGUAUAUGUAAUGUCUAAAAAAAGUUAUUUGUACAUAAGUUUUUACAAUACUGCAGAUAUCAUUGGGUCUACUAUCUGUAAAAAAUAUACAUAUAAAUAUAUAUAUACUGUUUGUUUAAAAUAGAGUAUUUUUAUUUCAUUCCUUAACUCAUCAUCACAGCAGUGGUAUUGCACUUCAGAUGACAUCUAAUUACUAAUUUGUACUGUAUGACCUAUGGCAACUUGCUCCAUUUUAUUCAGAUUUUUCUAGUUUUCUGUUUUUACUUUGUACAUUGAGCAUUGCUUAUUUCCUUUUAAGAAAUGUACAGAACUCUGAAAUGUAGAAAUGAAGUGAUGUCGACAUACCACUUUUAAAGAAAACAAAAACAAAAAUAAAAGAUUAUCUGAAUCAA
Pongo pygmaeus (Bornean orangutan) is the source of this 17424-nucleotide messenger RNA. It is a transcript of the gene MAML3, whose product is annotated as mastermind like transcriptional coactivator 3. Gene Ontology annotation, biological process: positive regulation of transcription of Notch receptor target; Notch signaling pathway. The transcript has 5 exons. Bases 11907 to 14858 code for a protein of 983 amino acids. The record is from RefSeq and is a predicted model, not a curated record. Gene Ontology annotation, molecular function: transcription coactivator activity. Gene Ontology annotation, cellular component: nuclear speck; nucleoplasm. NCBI's taxonomy places the organism in Eukaryota, Metazoa, Chordata, Mammalia, Primates, Hominidae.